Molecule: messenger RNA, 2463 nt
Organism: Fraxinus pennsylvanica
Lineage: Eukaryota; Viridiplantae; Streptophyta; Magnoliopsida; Lamiales; Oleaceae
Source: the annotation of a GenBank genome assembly
AUGGCGGUGACAGACUUUUUUGCCGGCGAGAUUGCCACCGAACUUCUCAAACAGCUCAUUGUGAUAUCAAGAAAAUCCGCCUUCUGCCGUUCAAGCGCCGAGCAGCUCGUACAAUAUAUCGAAGAGCUGCUCCCCAUCAUACAGGAAAUCAAGCAUACAGGCGUCGAGCUACCUCAACAUCGCCAGCGCCAGCUCGAUAAUUUCUCCCAGAGACUCUCCGAUGGGCUUGAACUGGCUAACAAGGUCGUCAAUUCUCCCCGUUGGAACGUGUACAAGAACCUGCGACUGGCUCAAAAAAUGGAGAAGUUGGAGAAAUUCGUAUCGAGAUUCAUGAACGGUAUAAUCCAGGCGCACGUACUGGCUGAUGUGCAUCAUGUUAGGGUUGGCAUAGACGAGAAAUUCCCUCGUCUGGAAAGACAGCUCGAGUCCAUGAAGAUUGGGGUGGACGACCGUGGUGGGUGGCUAGGUGAUGCAGUGAACAGGGUGGAAGAGGAGAGGAGGUUCGAAGGCACUUUGGCCAAUUUAAGCGCCGGGAUGGAAUUGGGAAAGAGGAAGUUAAAGGAGUUGCUAAUGGCCAAAGACGUUACUGUAAUUGGUAUCCACGGAAUUGGGGGCAGUGGAAAAACCACUUUGGCUAGAGAAAUUUGCAAAGAUGAUCAAAUCAAGGCUUAUUUCAAUAACAGGAUUUUCUUCCUCACCGUGUCUCAAUCUCCCAGUGUGGAGCAAUUGAGUGCAAAGAUUUGGGAAAUGAUAUCAGGGAAUAAAAUGGUUUCGAGCGGCAACAUGUUUUCCCUAGUAAAACUCCAAUAUGAUAUUGAAAUUUCUUCAAGAACACUGCUAAUUUUGGAUGAUAUAUGGUCACAAUCAGUACUUGAACAGCUAAAAUUCAAAAUUCCCACUAGUUGCAAAAUCAUCGUGGUUUCGAGAUUGAAGUUCCCUCUAUCAGUUGUUGACAGCUCCUAUGAAUUGGAGUUGUUAAGGGAGGAUGAGGCUAUGGGACUAUUCUGCCAUUUCGCUUUUGGGCAAUCUUCAGUUCCAUUUACUGCUGACAAACAAUUGGUUAAGGAGGUUGUGGAUGAAUGUAAAGGGUUGCCAUUGGCUCUUAAGGUGAUUGGAGCAUCUCUUAAGGACCAGCCUGAAAUGUUCUGGACAAGCGCUAAGAGUCGCUUAUCAAGAAGCCAACCUCUUUGUGAAUCUCAUGAAGUUCAGUUACUGGAGCGGAUGAAAUUGAGUAUUGAUUCCUUGAGAGAUAAGGUGAGGGAUUGUUUCUUGGAUUUAGGUGCCUUCCCGGAGGACAAGAGAAUCCCUCUUGAUAUUCUUAUUAACAUGUGGAUGGAACUACACGACGUUGAGGAAAAAGAUGCUUUCGCCAUCCUAGUCGAGCUUUCAGAUAAAAAUCUCUUGACCUUGGUGAAAGAUGCUAGAGGGGGAGAUAAGUAUAGCAGUUACUAUGAAAUCUCAGUAUAUCAGCAUGAUAUAUUAAGAGAUCUUGCCAUACACGUAAGCAAUUUUGGCUGUAUAAAUCAGCGGAGGCGAUUGCUUAUGCCAAGAAGAGAAGAAGGCCUACCAAAAGAAUGGGAGAGGAAUAUGGAUCAACCAUUCAAUGCACAGAUUAUCUCAGUGCAUACAGGUGAAAUGAGUGAGAUGAACUGGUUCAGAAUGGAUUGUCCGAAAGCUGAAGUACUCGUGCUAAAUUUUUCGUCAAAUGAAUACUUCCUGCCUCCUUUCCUUGAUAACAUGCCCAAGCUGAGGGCAUUGAUACUAAUAAACUAUAGCAAUUCCAACGCUGUCGUUCACAAUCUAUCAGUUUUGAACAACUUAGCCAAUUUGAGAAGCCUCUGGUUUGAAAAGGUAUAUGUCCCUCGUUUAUUUGACGCCACAAUACCCUUCAAAAACCUGCAAAAAGUUUCAUUAAUCCUAUGUGAUAUUGAUAACUGCCUCGACCAAUCAGCUAUAGACCUGCCUCGUAUUUUCCCUCGCCUCUCAGAACUUACUAUGGAUCACUGCAUUAAGUUGAACAAGCUGCCUUCCAGCCUCUGCCGAAUGCAUACACUGAAGAGCCUGAAUGUCACCAAUUGUGAGAGUCUCCAAGAACUGCCAGCAGAUUUGGAUAAACUUAGUUUCCUACUCCUUUUGAGACUGUAUUCUUGUCCGAAUUUGAAGAGGCUCCCCGUUGGGAUUGGCCACCUGGUUUGGCUAAAAUACCUCGACAUUUCAGAAUGUGUUACAAUGGGAUGCCUUCCUGAGGGAAUUGGUGGAUGCACAAACCUGGAGAAGAUUGAUAUGAGAGAGUGUCCACUGAUCAAGAAUUUGCCUUUGUCUGUGGUGUCAUUGCAUUCUUUGCGGCGUAUUAUUUGUGACGAAGAGGUUUCUUUGGUGUGGAAAGAUGUGGAGAAGGUCAUACCAGGCCUUUGUGUUCAGGUCGUUGAGGAGUGCUUCAAUCUGGACUGGCUUUCUGAGUAA